Galleria mellonella (greater wax moth) is the source of this 1894-nucleotide messenger RNA. RefSeq names its product lipase 3-like. Lineage: Eukaryota; Metazoa; Arthropoda; Insecta; Lepidoptera; Pyralidae. The coding region runs from base 122 to 1540 and encodes 472 amino acids. The transcript has a single exon. The record is from RefSeq and is a predicted model, not a curated record. Gene Ontology annotation, biological process: lipid metabolic process.
AAUUAAUAGGUACUGAAGUGUAUAAAAAUGGGUCGUGAACAAUCUUUUGCUGAUUAUUAACGCGGCUGUGGUAUCAGAUGUUACAAUAUCGCUCGACAAGACACAUUGUUUCUUUUCUACAAUGAUAAUUCUAAGUGUUACCUUCAUACUAUUAUGUGAAGUACUAAAAACCACAAAUGGAAAAGAAUGUACUAUUAUUAAACAAAACUCUGGUGAAAUUGUUAAUAGUGUAUUUGAAAAUAUAAAAGGUUUAGCUGACAAAUUAACACUGGACGAAUUUUUUAACAUCACCGAACUUGAUUCCGUUUACAGUGCGUACAAGGCAACUGAAUAUAACGAAGACGAAGAUUUACAUAUAAUGCAGUUAUUAAAAAAAUACGGAUACCGUGCGGAACAGCAUGACGUCAUGACCAGCGACGGGUACGUACUGACCAUGUAUCGGAUACCAAGCGACGGCCCCGUUGUCUUUUUAAUGCACGGAUUAUUCUGUAGUUCUGAUGACUUCGUAACUACUGGACCCGGUAUCGGACUUGCCUACCUCCUUGCCGAUGCUGGUUACGACGUGUGGUUGGGAAACGCUCGUGGUAAUGUACAUUCUAGACGUCACAUCAGCUUGUCGCCGUCCUGCGCAGAGUUCUGGGACUUCAGCUGGGACGAGAUUGGUCGUUACGAUCUACCAGCUAUGAUUGACUAUACUUUGGAGAAAACUAAUCAGAAACAACUGGUAUAUAUCGGACAUUCACAGGGAACGACAUCUUUCUUCGUGAUGUGUUCAGAGAGGCCGGAAUACAAUGAUAAAAUAAAACUAAUGGUAGCUCUAUCGGCGGUGUCGUAUCUAUCUCAUACCAAAAGUCCGAUUGUGAAAUUAAUUAGUUCGGUAUCUCCAGUUAUAUGGAAGGCCGCACAGGUGCUUGGCGUGUAUGAGUUUACACCAAGAAAUGCAAUAUUGGAAUUCCUUACGAGCGCCUUUUGUGGAACUCCUGCAACUGCAACAUUAGUGUGCGAUAAUUUAGUUUUCCUUAUGGCAGGCCCAGAUUUUGCACAGAUAAACGCAACAGCUUUGCCCGUAAUAUUCGGCCACGUACCUGCAGGUAUAGCGACGAAACAAUUAAUACAUUACGCGCAGCUGAUAGAUUCAGGAAAAUUCCGACGAUUCGAUUAUGGCUUGAAAAAUACUUUGAUAUACGGAUCUAUAACGCCUCCUGAUUAUCCUGUUGAAAAAAUUACAUCACCUGUAGUGGAAUUCUAUAGUGCUAACGAUUGGUUUGGUCAUAUUGAUGAUGUUAAACAACUUGUACAAAGAUUACCUAAUUUAUUGAAAUUUAAUACAGUUCCUUAUGAGAGUUUUUCCCAUAUGGACUAUUUAUAUGCUAAGGAUGUAAAAGAAUUGCUAUACACGAAUGUCAUGAAUUUAAUCGAGAAACAGUUAAAAGUAGCAACACCUACAGCGAAAGCGCACGACCGAAGUAGGACGUCGUCAGUAAAGCAACAGGCCGAUAGAAAAUCGCUUCUGCAUAAUAUAAAAAUUGGACUGCUGUAAAAACAGAAAUUUGAGAGUAACGCGUUUUAAGUAUCUGGUACAAAGAAACAUUUAAUAUGAUUGAAACAGUAUGAGGGACGUGCAUAUAAGGGCAUAUUACUUGCCAAGGAUAUAAACGAAUUACUACAAGUAAAUGUUCUAUCUAACCUAAUUGAUCAAUAUACUUAUAUAAAUGGUCCUUUUAAGAUUGAAAAGUCUGAAAAAUAUUUUUAUUUUUAUAUUAAAUAUCUUUAUUAACUUUUGUUAAAUAAAAUAUAUGGCGUUAGUUGGUUUAGUUCCUAAAUUGACAAAAUGUAAUAUUAGAUAUUUUUACAUUAAAGUGAGUUUCUUUUGGAAUUUACAUUAUUAUCAUAA